UAUUUUGACACCGGAAUGCUGAAAGUACAUAGUGCACAAGUGCAAUGUUUUUAAAGCUUGUAGGAGCUAAACAUAACAUUGAAAUGUGCAGUAUUUAUCAUCUAUAUAAAAAGGCGCAGUGGGAUAUUUUAUUGUACUAAAUGCUUCGUUAGUUUUCUGAAAACAUUCAGACGUUUUAGGGUUAAUCUCGUCUGGUCCUCCAAGAACCCGGAAACACAACAAUCUGACAGCUUGUCUUCAUUUGUCCGCUCAUUGAAAGGGGGUCCUUACAUAAAGGCACAAUGCCUGACCUUUGGCAGGAUGCCAUGGACCACGCUGUGACUUUGGCCAGGAAAGCAGGAGAGAUCGUGAGGAAUGCUUUGCAGAAUGACCUGAAGAUCAUGUGCAAAAGCUCUUCUGUCGACCUGGUCACUAAAACAGACCAGAAUGUGGAGGAACUUAUUAUUACGUCAGUCAAGGAGAAGUUUCCUGGACACAGUUUCAUUGGUGAAGAGUCAGUGGCUGCAGGAGAACCUUGUGUUUUGACUGAAAACCCAACAUGGAUUGUUGACCCUGUGGAUGGGACCACUAACUUUGUGCAUGGAUAUCCAUUUGUUGCUAUAUCCAUUGGCUUUGCUGUCAACAAAAUGUUAGAGUUUGGUGUGGUUUAUAGCUGCAUAGAAGACAAGAUGUACACGGCUCGAAAAGGGAAGGGUGCUUUUUGCAACGGACAGCCACUGCAAGUGUCGGACCAAAAAGAGAUUAACCAGUCAAUCAUCGCUACAGAGUUUGGCUCUAAUAGAGACCCUCAUGCUGUUGACAAGAUUUUUUCAAGCAUGAGGAAAAUCUUAUGCCUGCCAGUUCAUGGAAUACGUGGUGUUGGGUCUGCUGCCAUUAACAUGUGCUUGGUAGCAUCUGGUUGUGUCGAGGCCUAUUAUGAGAUUGGGAUCCACUGUUGGGAUGUGGCAGCUGCAGCAGUCAUAGUCUCAGAGGCAGGAGGAGUUCUCAUGGAUGUUGAAGGUGGACCGAUGGAUCUGAUGUCUAGAAGAGUUUUGGCAGCUAAUAACAACAUAAUUGGAGAAAGAAUCAUUAAAGAGAUUGAGGCAUUUUCAGCUGUUAGAGAUGAUGAACCUGUAGACCCUAUCAGAUAAACCUUGUUUUAGCCCCAUGUGCUAUUGAUGUCUGGAACAUUACAUUUGAAACAAUGUAUCAAUAUUUAAAUGCUCUGCCAUCUUUUAUGUUGUGUAAACGAUUUCUGGCUCAUGAUAUUGAAAAAAUGUAUUACAGUUAAUAAAUUAACAAAUUACAAAUA
This is a messenger RNA of Cyprinus carpio (common carp), 1291 nucleotides long. RefSeq names its product inositol monophosphatase 1-like. Lineage: Eukaryota; Metazoa; Chordata; Actinopteri; Cypriniformes; Cyprinidae. Gene Ontology annotation, molecular function: inositol monophosphate 1-phosphatase activity. Gene Ontology annotation, biological process: inositol metabolic process; signal transduction; phosphatidylinositol phosphate biosynthetic process. The record is from RefSeq and is a predicted model, not a curated record.